Larimichthys crocea (large yellow croaker) is the source of this 3908-nucleotide messenger RNA. It is a transcript of the gene tgm1l1, whose product is annotated as transglutaminase 1 like 1. Gene Ontology annotation, biological process: peptide cross-linking. The coding region runs from base 217 to 2574 and encodes 785 amino acids. Lineage: Eukaryota; Metazoa; Chordata; Actinopteri; Sciaenidae. Gene Ontology annotation, molecular function: protein-glutamine gamma-glutamyltransferase activity. The transcript has 14 exons. The record is from RefSeq and is a predicted model, not a curated record.
UGGGCUGAGCUGUGAGGAAAAAGGGGUGUGUGUGUGUGUGUGUCACUGUGUAUCAGCUUAAAGUACCGUGCACUUCAGGGCAGGCGUAGAAGUAUUCUGAUCCAAGAAACGGGGCGAGUGAAGACGAGAACUUUCCAAAAGUUUGACACGGUGGGAUAAUACAGGACGAAGCAGAGGAUUCAUCGCUGAUCCGGAUAAGAAUCCACACAGAUAAAGAUGCCAGGUGAGCGUUUAACGGUAAGAGGAACGUCGGAUGUGGGGCGUUUCCCUGGAGCAGCCCCACCAACCAGAGUGGAGCUGACCAUUCAGAAAGAUGAAAAAAAACAGGAAGAGGGAGGCUGUCGCCGCUGGUUCAGGAAGAUGUGCCCGUGCUGCUGUAAGCGCCAGAACAGCUCCUCCUAUGAUAUCACAGAUAAGGUGGAAUUGGUCAAACCACCAACUCCGGCUGUCAUACCGGUACCGGAACCAGUCAAGCCUAAACCUGAGAAUGGAGAAGCAAGAGAGAUGGAAGAAAUUAAGUUGUCUGUGGUUUCUGUGGACCUGCUGAGCUCCAAGACGGACCAGAACAGACUGGAGCACCGCACCGACUUAUAUCACGGAGAGGACCUGAUCAUCCGCAGAGGACAGCCCUUCCACAUGGAGAUGGAGCUCAACAGGCCCUUCAGUGCUGAGAAUGACAAGCUGCAUCUGGACCUGAAAACAGGUCCCCUCCCCAUGGUUUCCAAAGGCACCCAUGUCAUCAUUCCACUGGUGGAUAACCCAGAGGAUAAACACUGGAAAGGCAAGAUUGUAGAGCAGAACGGCAACAAGAUCAAGCUGUCCAUCAGUUCGCCAGCCACUGCUGUGUGUGGCCUGUACGGGCUCACGGUGACAAGUAGCUCCUCAAAGGAUGAGCCAGCAACUACUCACGACUGCAGCAAGAACAUCGUCAUUCUCUUUAACCCUUGGUGUGAAGAGGACACAGUGUUCCUGGAUGACGAGGAGGAGAGGAAUGAGUACGUUCUGAAUGACAUCGGGAGAAUUUACUAUGGCACAGAGAAACAAAUAGGCGCCCGCACAUGGAACUUUGGGCAGUUUCACGAGGGAAUCCUGGAAGCUUGUCUGUUUAUCCUGGAGAAGAGCGACAUGCCUGCGUCUGGUCGAGGAGAUCCUAUUAAUAUGGUCAGAGUCAUAUCUGCCAUGAUAAACGCUCAGGAUGACUAUGGAGUCCUGGUAGGGAACUGGUCUGGGGAUUACUCUGAUGGAGUCUCUCCUUCUGCGUGGAGCAGCAGCGUGGAGAUCUUGAGGAAAUAUCACUCCACCAAUGGAAUACCUGUGUCAUAUGGACAAUGUUGGGUCUUCUCGGGGGUCACUACGACAGUGCUGAGGUGUCUUGGCAUACCUGCCCGCAGUGUGACCAACUUCCAGUCUGCUCAUGAUACUGAUGUAUCCCUCACUACAGACGUCUAUUUUGAUGAGAAUCUGGACCCGAUCGACUACCUCAAUAGUGAUUCUGUCUGGAACUUCCACGUGUGGAAUGACUGCUGGAUGGCCAGACCAGACCUGCCCCCUGGUAAUGGAGGCUGGCAGGCUGUUGACUCCACUCCCCAGGAAACAAGCCAGGGCACCUUCCGCUGUGGCCCCGCCUCUCUCAACGCUAUCCGCUCAGGCGAAGUCUACCUCAAACAUGACUCGCCAUUUGUCUUUGCUGAGGUCAACAGUGAUAAGAUCUACUGGCAGAGGAACCUGGAUGGUACUUUCAGCCAGUUUCACAGUGAGAAGAAAGCUGUCGGCCACUGCAUCAGCACUAAAGCAGUGGGCUCUGAUGAGCGGGCAGACAUCACACAUCUGUACAAACACCAAGAAGGUUCAGAAGAGGAACGUAUUGCUGUGGAGACUGCCAGUCGUCAUGGCAGCAAGCCAGAUGUAUACUCCAAACCCAUGGCAGAGGAUGUGAUUGUGGAAGUGAAGCUGGAGGGCGAGGGGCCCAGGAUGGGUACUGACGCCAAGCUGAGCAUCCUGGUAAAGAAUCAGAGCUCGUCGCCUCGUCGGACCACUCUGCACAGCCAAGUGGCUGUCAUGUACUACACUGGUGUGCUCAAGGGCACCAUCAAGAAGGAGGAGAUGCCUGUGGAGCUUCUGCCCAAUGAAGAAAAGACCAUUGAGUGGGUGCUGCCCUACCAGCAGUACCAAAACGAGCUGGUGGAUCAGGCAGCUCUGAUGCUGACCCUGUCUGGAAGAGUCAGUGAGACCCAGCAAGUAUUAGCCAACCAGACCACCUUCAGGCUCCGUACACCUGACCUCAUCAUCGCGCCUUUGGGAGAUGCUGUGGUUGGUAAAGAGAUGGCAGCCAAGAUCACCUUCACCAACCCCCUGCCACGUAUGCUGAAGGGAGUGGUGUUCAGAGUGGAGGGCCUGGGUCUGCAGAAGGGCCAUGAAGUGGUCGUUGGUGACGUCGCCGCUCACUCCACAGUGACAUUGACGGAGCACUUUGUCCCCACCCAGCCCGGACCCAGGAAGCUGGUGGCGUCUCUUGACUGUAAACAGCUCACACAAGUGCAUGGAGUGGCUAACAUCGUCGUUCUUGAGCAGUGAGAGGAAGCUCCUGCUUCUCUCACAUCACCUUUUAUAAAGUAGAACCUGAGAGCCUCUAAUUAUAUGAAGUGUUCUUGUAUCUUAAUGAAAUAAUUUUUAUUUUGUACUACAGAUAUUUCUAAAAUUAUGAAUAGACAAUUAACAACUGUAUCAGUAUUUUUUUUUAACUUGAAAUAAUAUAAAGUCACACUUCUAUCUUGCAUUUAAAGGUCCAGUGCGUCAGAUUUAGGUGGCUCUAUUUAUAGAAUAUAAACAUGCUUAACUAUGUUUUCAUUAGCAUAGAAUGAAAUAAUGAAAAUAAGAAUGAGCCUUUUAAAUCUUAAAGACACUGCAAGUCACAAGGCAGAGUCCGUCCAUGUUGAACCCCCCUGUCUCUACAGUAUCACAGAAUGAACAAACUAAACACUGGCCCUGCAUAUUGCCCAUCACAUGUUUGACAACCACUGUAGUCUCUUCUGCAUGCUUGGAAGGGGAGGGUGAAGCGUGGGGGUUGCAAUCAGCAACUAUACUGCUAGAUGACUCUUAAUUCUACACACUGGCCCUUUAAAUGUGAAAACAUGUGGUCAGAUAUGUAGCAGGGUUUAAAUGCAUGGACAGCAAAUGAAGUUCUGAGUUAUGAAACUAGAGUAGACUGUUCUAACACUGGUGCAUUUCGAGAAACUGAACAAUCAUUUGGUGAUCGUGUAAAUACUGUAUGUGUGUGAUUCAUGAGAUGAAAUAUAUGUGAAAAGUAUUAUCAGACAAAAUGAACCUCACAUGGCUUACAUGAAGGAAGGGUACUGUGAGAUGUUUUUAAAGGGAAUGAUAUUGGAAUUGGCAUUGACAUUUUAGCAAAGGGCACAUUACAAUUCUCCAUGUUACAUUUGACUGAAAAAUCUGCAAUUAUUCUUUUCCGGAGCAAUUGGCAAAGACAUAAAAGGUUGUUUUAAUCGUCAGAUGAAGUACAGAUUUAUAAUGCCUCCAACAAGACACUAUUCAUAAAGCUGAAAUGUCUCCUUUUGCAGAUGCAAACCAUAAUUAUUCCCUUAGGGAGAACUCUUCCAGAUGUUAUUCUAUAUGUCUUGUGUGUGUUUUUUCUAUCAUGUGUGCAUAAUUAUGCUGGAGUCAGCUUUAUAGUUUAUAGCAACUUACCUAUAAAAUUGGACUUUUCAUUGCUGGGAGUUCCAGCAAACCAUAUCAGGAUAGAGACCACCUGGUUCUCAUCUGUUUAACUUCAGCACUAGAAGUACAAUGUGAAGGAACCUAUUUUAAUAACAUUAAACUAUUUAUCUACCUUUACCUACCUUUUUUUUUUGUUGUUGAUUGCGUUGGCAAUAAAACUGACACUGACAUGA